UCUUCGUUUCUCCCCCGUCGGAGGCUGUGUGCAAAGGAAAGCACGUUGACGAGCGUUCAUAGGAGAACCUCAUGUUCUGGUAUUAAGCUGCUAGGUGGCUAACAGGCUUUCCAGUUCAGCUUAUGGGCUUUGAGAGGAUUUUCUCUGCCCUGUAAAUGACAUACUGAGCUGGAAAGUCUGUCUGCUUUUCAAGCUUAACGGCUGCCAAACCCAGGGGCGUUCAUCUGGAGUUCAGGUAGCUUUGAUUAUGGCCGAAUAAGCAAAAGGAACUUAGAAACUCUCAAAGCCACGCCGUAUGGCUGUGUCUUUGAACAGCUUCUAAGCAAACGAAUAAAAGGAAAGCUCAUCACACUGCAAACAAGGAUUUCUGUUCCAACAUAACUGCGUUGUAAUGCUGUGAAAACUAAAGAUCUGAUGUAGUGGCACCACAGGGAAGCACCAAGCUGCUAGCCACCAGAGCAUCAAUUGAAAUUCCUAAAAUGUUGUCUUCUAGCUCUCCCCCAGCAUCUGCAAACAAAGGUGCAACCAUAUCUAGUACUAACCUCAAGGAAGCUUCAGAACGUUCUGUUGAAGAUCUGAGGAUGUUCAUGUCAAGAAAAACCAUGGUUGCAUUUCCUCAGCGAGUAAUUCUUUCCUCCCUUGAGGAGGAAAAGCUCACUGCAACAGAAGGAGGCUUGAGAAAAGAAUUAGCUGAGGAAGAAACAUCUUCAUCCAGCUCAGAUUCAGAUUCUAGCUCAGAUUCUGAAGAAGAGAAAGGUGAUGAUAAUGAUCCAGAAGUUGCCAUUAAAACCAGAGUAGAGUUUCCAAGGCGAGAUCCCAUCUUUUCUGAGAACGUAACAGUAAAGGUAUCAAUGCUACCAAAAGAAAACUUGCCCCAGAAACAGCACAAAGAAUAUGUAGCUAAGAAGAAGCCAGGCGGAGCAGAAACUGAUGUCUCCCCUAUCAAGCAGGUCAAGUUUUCCAAAACAUCAAUCAAUCAUAAAACAUUAAAAUCCAAAGCAAGAGACCCUAACAUAAAAUCAACUCCAAAAGAAGCAGUUCAGCAGAAGCUGGUUUUGGAACCCCAUGUGGAUGAAAGUCGAGACCUGACAGAUGUGACUCCUAAAUCUAGUUAUUUGGGGGAAAAGCCCGUUGGAACCCAAGCAGCAGCUACUCAGUUGAAAGCUCUGUCAGUGACUCAGGAAGACAAAAAGCAAAAAUUGAUAUCCAGAGGGAAGGAGAAAAAAGUAAAAGAGGUACAGGAGUCUGAAGCAGAAGAAAUAACUGCUCCAAAACUACAAGAGGAGCCUUCUGAAAGCACAAUGCUGAUGACACGCACUACAGCAAAGGAGGAGAUCAUUCAUGAAGCAGGAGUUCAAGCUGGAGAAAGAAGUACAGUAGAGGAGACCACAACAGCUGCUCAGCCUGCUCCAGAGGAAUUUGAUAAUUCUACCUACCAGAACUUUCAGCAUCAUGAAUAUGGUAUUUAUACCUUUGUGGAUUUUGAUGUGGUUCUCUCAAAAUUCAGGCAGCCUCAACCAUCUUCUGGAAGACCAUCACCAAGGCACUGAAAGAACCACAUUUAAAACAAAUGUACGGGCAGAAUGAUGAAUUGUUCCAUUUGUCAGUGUUGCAUUACCUGCUUUAAAAAUCAAUAAAUGUGUGGUAACUUA
This is a messenger RNA of Dromaius novaehollandiae (emu), 1652 nucleotides long. RefSeq names its product NADH:ubiquinone oxidoreductase subunit V3 (gene NDUFV3). The coding region runs from base 480 to 1550 and encodes 356 amino acids. Gene Ontology annotation, biological process: mitochondrial ATP synthesis coupled electron transport. Gene Ontology annotation, cellular component: mitochondrion. The transcript is spliced from 3 exons. The record is from RefSeq and is a predicted model, not a curated record. NCBI's taxonomy places the organism in Eukaryota, Metazoa, Chordata, Aves, Casuariiformes, Dromaiidae.